AUGUGUAUUUAUAUUAUUUAUAUCGUGCUGAAUCCAUUCGUAGAGUCAAAAGCUCUCUGGUUCCCAACCACCGAUUGCCAUGUCACCAUGUCAAAUUAUGCGAAGUGGCUGCUCUCAAACGGCCAGAACCUCCAGUCUCGCAAAGAACCGUCACAAUUUGAUCCGGCCACCUCACCUCUCGGGGCGAGUGUGAUCGAUCCAUUACCUCCAAUACAGCGAAAGGGGCUGAUUGCAGUUUCAACCGUCGCCUCCGUUUCGCUAGUGGCGAUCUGUUCGGUGCUAUUUUUCCUUACUUAUCGCUUCAUUUUCUGGCGCAGAUAUUAUCGAAGAUACAUCGGAUACAACCAAUAUAUCGUCCUUGUAUAUAACCUGGCAAUUGCAGAUUUAAUACAGGGCCUGGGUUUCAUUGUCAGUUUACGGUGGAUUGCCACCAACUCCCUUCAUGCAUCCGACGCCUCGUGUUUCAUGCAAGGCAUUUGGCUGCAGGCAGGAAAUCCGAUGAGUGGGGUGUUUGUGUUUGCCAUUUCCGUCUAUACCUUUUUACAUAUCGUGCUGGACUUCCAGUUGGGCCAUCGGAAAUUCGUGGGUGUGAUCGUCAGUUUAUGGAUAUUCGGCGUGUUGAUGGUCGUCAUUCCCAUCGCGACCGUCGGUCGGUAUGUCUGGUUCCCUUCGGUCGCAUGGUGUUGGAUAACAACUCAACACCCAGCUUUGCGACUGUGGACACACUACUUCUGGAUCUUCGCCGCACAAUUUCUUACGCUACUGCUCCAUGCUAUUAUGUUCAUUUACCUCCAGCGCAGAAUUGCCGAUUGUGUUACGCUAGGAGGCAGCAAUACCGAUAGUCUCUGUCGCUUAAAACGUGUCAACAGCUACAUGGUGCUAUACCCGGUCGUGUAUAUCACGCUGACGUUGCCUCUCGCCGUCGGACGGAUGGCGUCUACAGCCGGUCAUACCUUUAGUGCCACAUACUUCUGCGUCGCGGGCUCGAUGAUGGCCUUGUCUGGUCUGUGCGAUACGAUAUUGUAUGCCUUGAGCCGGAAAAAUUCCAUCCUGUGUCCAGAAAAGAGGCCAAGAAAGAGGCCAAGUGAAGCUAAGAGAUCCACCCAACUACCCUGGCCGGAAGGGAGAAGGUGUAGGAUAAUAAAUGGUUGGUGUCCAACUUUGAGCAAUUGGGGCCGACUCUCUAGUGUUAGUACGACUACCCAUCGCAGUGAGCUCACCAACGAGAGCAUGCCAAAUGGGGAUGUGGAACGUGUGCCAGUGGACCAAACACAUGAAGAGAUAGUGCCUGGAAUAACAUACGAACCGACGCAUUCAACGGGCUUGGAAAGUUCAUCUAAUUAUGAAUGGAAGACCAGUUGGGAAGGCGACGAUAUAUCAACUUUGGAAAGAGGAAUCCCACGAAACGGAGACACAUAG
Messenger RNA from Penicillium crustosum, 1419 nucleotides. RefSeq lists its product as uncharacterized. Lineage: Eukaryota; Fungi; Ascomycota; Eurotiomycetes; Eurotiales; Aspergillaceae. The transcript is spliced from 2 exons. Gene Ontology annotation, molecular function: G protein-coupled receptor activity. The record is from RefSeq and is a predicted model, not a curated record. Bases 1 to 1419 code for a protein of 472 amino acids. Gene Ontology annotation, cellular component: plasma membrane. Gene Ontology annotation, biological process: adenylate cyclase-activating G protein-coupled receptor signaling pathway.